Molecule: messenger RNA, 534 nt
Organism: Lactuca virosa
Lineage: Eukaryota; Viridiplantae; Streptophyta; Magnoliopsida; Asterales; Asteraceae
Source: the annotation of a GenBank genome assembly
AUGAUAAUACAAAUUGUUACAAAUUAUGGGACAGCAGGGUCUUCUUCUAUGAUGGCAUAUAAAGCAUCCCUGCUGCAAACAGGGUUCUUUGGAAUUUCCAUUGGUGAGGCAGAGGUGGGAGCAUCAGAGAGUGAGAGUGUAAGGCAAGCAAGAGAUGAAAAAGAGAGGCAAAAAAGAGAGCAGAGUGAAAGAGAGGAGAUAUUGAGAGAUGAGCAGAAUGAAAUCCUCUUUGCAAUCCAGAAAGUUCAAAAUUCUGUGGAUGUCCUUCCAAAGACUAUGUCCAAUGAUGAGCUAAGCAAACAGGUUCCACAAUCGUUCCAAAAAGUGUUUGACCUGAUAGACGACUUAAAAGGUUCAAGGUUCGUAGAUGAAGCUGGAGAAGAUGAUAACUUGGUGAUAACAGAAACUUCGCCUUCUCCCAAGAUAGAUGUGGUAUCCAAACCUCAACAACCUCCUCCACCUCCAAACACCACAAUUCCUCCCAUUGAAUGUGAGAUUCACGAAUCACCACAAUUCUUCUAUGAUGGCAUAUAA